GUUACGGAAGAACAAGAUCGGGACAUAACCUGGAACGCAGCAUUCUUUUUCAAGAAGGAUAGAUCCAGAAAUGGUUAUGUUAACAAAUUUCCAGGCAUCCACUGCCUUUUGACAAAAAUAAGCCUUUUCAAGUGUUUGGAAUUUCAGCGGUGCCAUUUUCCUGAAGCCUAUAACUUUUACCCACCCACAUGGUUUCUGCCCCACCAAUACGAUGAGUGGGCCUCUUACACCGCCAAACAUGAAAUAGGAACGGUGACAUACAUAGUAAAGCCUAGCGGUGGUACACAGGGCAAGGGAAUCUACCUUGUUCAAUCACCAAAAGAGUACUGCAAAGAACACAUGAAUGGACGUGGAUUUGGACCUCCUAAUGAGGAUGAAGAAGGUGUGGAUCCAACUGUCUGUCUUGGGACCGAUUCACUGGGCUAUUUGGCAGCUAAGGAGGUGGUACAACAGUACGAACACAGUCCAGUACUUGUGAGUGGUUUCAAAGCAGAUCUACGCAUCUACGUAGUUCUGGAAUCCCUCAAGCCUCUUCGAAUCCACGUUUAUAGAGAUGGUCUGGUCCGCUUGGCUAGUCAGAGAUAUCAUACACCGGAUCCAAUGAACAUGCGGAAUAGUAAGAUGCAUCUAACCAACUACUCCAUAAACAAGUUUCCAGACAGUGUAGAUCCAGAUGGAUCAUCUCAGAUAGAAGCUGUCGCGAGAGGAUCAACGACGGCGUCUAUGAAUGGUGGUAGUCAUAGCGAUGCUGAAUGCCUGAGUCCCUUUUGCAUGAAAACAAAGACCAAUUGGCAGUGCAAGCGUCGCCUUCACCACUUCAUUCAGUCUGGAGGUUUUGAGACUGGAAGUAAACUCACUCCAGAAACUUUUUGGCCAAAAGUAGAUGAAUUGGUGAGAAACACAGUGUUCGCUUUGGUCCCCUAUCUCCGUGUCGCCUACUGGGCAGAGUGUGGAGGCUAUGGAGUGACUGAUCCUGGUUCAGUCAAGUUCAAAGACUCCCCACAAUGCUUCCAGAUUUUUGGCUUUGAUUUGCUGCUCUUGGAACCCGAUUGUCGACCGGUUCUUCUGGAGGUGAAUAGCAGUCCAAGCCUUCGAAUUGAUUGUAUGCGUCCACUGGUGCGCUAUCCAAGUGUGGCAGCACGUCAAGGUCUGUCGCCAGACAUUGUAGUCAACUCACCAAAGUACUCUGCCUUCUUUCGAUCGCGUGUUGAUGAAGCGGUGAAAUUGGGACUGUUGAAGGCAACACUCCUACUCAUGGGUAGUCGCAUUAUCCACCAACGCCUCCUUCGUUACUCCCCAGAGAAAGCAAAGGCUUUCCUAGAGGCGUGUGGAUACAAGUCUUCAUUCAAAUCACCGGCCGAAAAAGAUAGGAAGACUCCUACCGAAGCUGCUAGAAUGCAUAACAAAGUUGAUGACGCCUCAAGUAUCAAAGAAGCCAUCUACGACUAUGCCAACACCAUCGACAACGGUAGUAACGGUGUCAAAGACGUCAACAGAUAUACCUCCCUUUUCCCGCCCAGGAAGGCCAGAAACCGACUGCAUUGCAUUUACGCCGAGGACGAGAUGUAUCCAACAUCUGCUGGAAUAUUUGCAGAAAAUGAGAGAGAAUGCGAUCUACAUGUGUUAAACAACGAGAAGGCACAAUUUCCGCAGUCCUUUCCCGCCUUCAUUCCUACAGAAAUGCGGAGGUCGUCUCCAUCAGUCAUGGAAACUGUAGAUAAGCUGGGUCCUGAAGAGAAGCAACAAAUUCAGGGCGACCUCAAAUUCAGUAAGUCAGGCUACCGAGAAUACCCACAACCAUCUCCACCCACCACAAAUUCAGUGGCGCAUCUUCGAAUGGUGGAUCGUCUGGCUGAGAUAUUUAUGCAUAUUCUCUCCAUUCGAAGACCUCAUUGCAGCCGCCAGAGGCCUCCCGAAAUGGUAGACGUUGCGAGUCAGAGAAAUCACAUCAGUCGAUCACGUGUUAACAAUAAUCUCUCCUUCGUUAUUUACGUGGAUCCAAAUGGCAAGACUGUCAGUUCACACUUCACCACUGCAAAUAACGGCACUACGGAGACGCAGGCACUUGUCGAUGUUCCCAUUCCUCGGAUGGACUUUACCAGCUUUCGAAUGUUCACUCAGCGAUGCAAAUUAAAGAAUGCUGGCAUCUCAAUACGGGAAGUUGACAUCCUCUACAUGAAGCACAGACUCCACUGGUUUCAUGUAUUUGAGCCAGACUCGCCGAGUGCCGACACUGUAAUUGCACAAAAGUAUUUCACCAGUCCUUCAAGUGUCGGUGAUGCUUGCCACUCGAUUAGACAGAAGGACGACCAAGUGGAGCCCAUGUCGGAUACUCGGAAAAGGGCCUUUACGGCUUUUGUGGAGCACUGCUGGAAUGCGCUCAACAUGUCCACCACUCAGUCGCCGCCACCACGUACUGCAACGGCAACACCAAAGUUGUUGCAUUGA
Molecule: messenger RNA, 2448 nt
Organism: Hydatigera taeniaeformis
Lineage: Eukaryota; Metazoa; Platyhelminthes; Cestoda; Cyclophyllidea; Taeniidae
Source: the annotation of a GenBank genome assembly